Mesorhabditis spiculigera is the source of this 456-nucleotide messenger RNA. Lineage: Eukaryota; Metazoa; Nematoda; Chromadorea; Rhabditida; Rhabditidae. The record is from the annotation of a GenBank genome assembly.
AUGCAUCCAGCGAUUCUCAUUUUUGCAUUCGUCCUUGGGUUUGUUGUAGCCGACAACGAGUGUAAGAAGGAUGGCCAGGAGAUCAAGCGCAACAACUUUGUCUACGUGUGCGUUGAAUCGAAGGUUGUCCCCGGGCUUCAUCUGAUGAAGUUCAAGGGUUGCAUGUUGAAAGACGUGAAUCUGAAAGAUGCGCUGAUCCCCAGCGGCGAAAAGGGCUAUGCGAAUGGAAGCAAAGUGACAAAGUUUGGCUUCCGGAUGACGUGUGGAGAGGAUGAUAAGGGAGUGUACACAAAGGCUGACGGCUGCUAUGUCAGGAAGGAGGACAACGUGCCGGUGACAGAUGUCGAGAUUGAUAGCAAAGAAGAGCUGGAGGAUGUUACCGGAACCAUGACGGUGGAGUGCAAGAAAGUCGGCGAAGAAGUUCGCAUCAACUUCCAAUAUCCGGUCGGCGGCAAA